GAUGGCUGGGCGCCGCUGCAUCUGGCUUCAGAGUAUGGGCACACGGCCAUUGCACAGGUCCUCCACAAGAAAGGCGCAUCUGUCACUGCAGCUUCCAAGGUUGGCUGGGCGCCACUGCGUCUGGGUUCAGAGUAUGUGCACACGGACAUUGCACAGUUCCUCCACAAGAAAGUCGCAUCUGUCACUGCAGCUUCCAAGGGUUGCUGGGCACCGCUGCAUCUGGCUUCAGAGUAUGGGCACACGGCCAUUGCACAGCUCCUCCACGAGAAAGGCGCAUCUGUCACUGCAGCUUCCAAGGAUGGUAGGACGCCCCUGCAUCUGGCCUCAGAGUAUGGGCACACAGCCACUGCACAGUUACUCCACGAGAAAGGAGCAUCUCUCACUGCAGCUUCCAAGGAUGGCUGGACGCCGCUGCAUCUGGCGUCACAGAAUGGUCACACGGCCACUGCACAGUUCCUCCUGGAGAAAGGCGCAUCUGUCACUGCAGCUUCCAAGAAUGGCUGGACGCCGCUGCAUCUGGCUUCAAAGUAUGGGCACAUGGCCAUUGCACACUUCCUCCACGAGAAAGGCGCAUCUGUCACUGCAGCUUCCAAGGAUGGCAGGACGCCCCUGCACCAGGCUUCAGAGUAUGGGCACAUGGCCAUUGCACAGUUCCUCCUGGAGAAAGGCGCAUCUGUCACUGCGGCUGAUAGGGAUGGCCGGACGCCCCUGCAUCUGGCGUCAGAGACUGGGCACACGGCCACGGCACAGUUCCUCCUGGAGAAAGGCGCAUCUGUCACUGCGGCUGAUAGGCACGGUUGCACAGCCCUUUCAAAUGCAUCUGCGAUGGGCUGCAACGCCACAGUGGAGCUGCUGCUUAGCCGUGGUGCACAAGUGGACAGUGUUGACAAGGAUGGUGACACGCCCCUGUCAGAGGCAAUGCUCAAUGGGCAUCCAAUCACCGUGGAGCUGUUGCUGAAGGGUGGUGCAACCAUGGACAGACAAAACGAGGCAGGAGAAACGCCUCUUUUGGGUAUUUGGCAGAAGGCAGGGCACCCGAAGACUGAUGAACAAACCGCUGCAGAAAUUGUGAAGAUUAUGUUGGACCAUGGUGCAGCCGUGGAUCUGCCAAACAAGAAUGGCAUGACUCCGCUGAUGGCGGCAGCAAGGGAUGGCCACACAGCAGCUGCAGAACUGCUGCUGAGCAGAGGGGGUUCGGUGACGUCGACCGACAAGGACGGAAGAUCAGCGGCCCAAUAUGCAAGCGCCGAGGGUCAUCAUGAACUGGCAAAGAGGCUGGGCGUCACUGAAUGA
This is a messenger RNA of Ostreobium quekettii, 1293 nucleotides long. Lineage: Eukaryota; Viridiplantae; Chlorophyta; Ulvophyceae; Bryopsidales; Ostreobiaceae. The record is from the annotation of a GenBank genome assembly.